AUGUGUCAUCACCCAUCUCUCUUCAGUCGGGAAAGCAAGCCAGCAUACGCAGAUCGUACUAAGAGACGAACUUCUAGAUUGGGAGGCAAAGGGCGCGCAAAAGGUAAGUCAAAGCUGAUACUGGAGUACUGCACUGGUAGAAAGCGCAAGCUGAAGUUAAGAGAAUGCAAGAAGCAUAACCCCCCACAAGCUGUAUCAGCAUCGUGCUGCGUUAUCCGGCGAUCAUUCGCAGAGAGUGAGAUUGCUAAGCAGGGCAUCUAUGGUAUAAAGGUUAGGGGGGCUGUAAAUUCCCAGCAAACCAAAAAACAUUUUUUAAAAUGUUUAAGAAAAAUAGAAACCGCGGCCAUCAACGUUGAAAAGAAAUAA
Molecule: messenger RNA, 366 nt
Organism: Chondrus crispus (carragheen)
Lineage: Eukaryota; Rhodophyta; Florideophyceae; Gigartinales; Gigartinaceae
Exons: 1
Coding region: 1-366 (121 amino acids)
Source: RefSeq, a predicted model, not a curated record